AUGGCUUUGGCAACAAGUCCCUCACCAAUUCCCACUCCCCAAGAUGAUGAUGUGCUAGCUUUGUUCUACGUGUUAGCUUUGGUCUUCCUGGCCGUGGUGGCCAUAUUCCUCUUGCAUUUACUGGGUCCGCUACGCCGGUGGUUGAGCAAGGGUCUCCUCCAUCACAUCGUGAUGGGAGUCUACGCGCUCUCCUACCCGCUGGUAGGCUACACCAUUGGGCUGAUGCAGUCUGCCAAUUGGUACUUCAACGACUUCACCGUGUGGGCUGUGUUCCUGCUUCUGCUCCUCAGCAGCACGGAUAGCCUCACAGCUUGCCGCCUCAACGACAUCGACAACUGGAAGAACAUCUACGUGAAACAACUCUUUAAGGGGUUCUUGUUGGUGUUUAUCAUUCUAAAGUUUGGCCGUCAGAUGAUGAUGAGGAAUUUGGAUGCCGACUACCUGUGGUACCCGCUCUCAGCCAUCCUGGUCGUUAUCGUCCUCAAGUCAUAUCUGAUGAUAGCUUCCAUGAGGAUGGUGAGCAAGUCUUACCUCGGUAAGAACGUGAAGGUGAUCGCCGAAUACAUGCAGCAUAUAGACAACAGGCUGGUGGUCUUCAAUCCUGUGACCAUGGAAGGCUACCAGUACAUGGUCGCUGGUGAGAAACACUGCGUUAACAGGCCUGGACACACACCAUGGUACAAGAAGCCGGACGACUUGAAGGUUACCACCGUGGAGCAGAUCUGGCAGUGCGAGGGGAAUCUGCUCAUUGGUGAUCAGGGCAAGGUGCUCAAGGACUUGUGCCUCUCUAUGGCUCUCUCCAAGAUGCUCAACCGAAGGUUUGCUGGCUUCAAGCUCUCAGAGGCAGAGCUUGAGAAAACCCACGACUUCGUAUUCAAAGGCCUGCUCGCCGGGGACGAGCAGCGGGCCUUCAGGGUCAUUGAGGAAGAACUUGUUUUUGUCCAUGACAUGUAUUACACAAGGUACUCUUACCUCUACCAAAAGGGUCGAUACCUGGCUCUCUGUCUGCCUGUCAUCAUGUUUGCCCUAUGCUCGUGGCUCACAGUGGCCAGCCUGCACGUCAAGCAUCACGACGACCCCUAUCUCAGUAAUCAUAGCAAUCGCAGUCUGAUGUCUGGCACCAUAGUCAUAACGGUUGUCUUGGCAUUCCUGGAGGCAUACCAGCUGUACCUGUACAUAGCCUCAGGUUGGUUCAAGGUGGCACUGAUACGGAGCUAUGUCGCCGCACCUUUUUUGCAAACAAGCUGUUUCUAUGAGAUGAUCAUACAUCUUCUCUUGAUGUUGAAGGUGUUUCGCCCAUGGAAGGGCAGACUUGGGCAGUACUGUUUCCUCGAGAAUCUUGGCCGCAAAAGUAAGGUUGUGAAUUGUCUCCAUUAUGGUACACUGUGCUUGGUGGACAAGGCCAUGAAGGGAAGCAAGAAAUCAGUGAAGGUCUCCGAAGAUGUGAAGAAAGCCAUCAUUGAUUCCCUACUAGCAAGCAACGGACACCUGACGAACGGGGUAACAUCGCUGCAAAAAAAUGGCGUCCAUGAUGACCUCAAAUGGGCAUGUGAUGCUACUGCUACUGACGGAGCGUUGGCUCGCACCAUUGUGGUCUGGCACAUUGCUACAACCCAGUGCGAGCAGAAGCUGGAUAAACAAGUCAAAGAAGAAGACGCUUCAAUCCACGAAGCAAGCAAGUUACUCAAAGAGGCCAAGGACAAGAAGAUCAAGGGCAAGAACAAGAAGAUCGAGGGCAGGUGUGAGAUACUAAUGCAAAUUAGCACUGAUGAUGAUUGUGUUGAUGAUGAAACAAUUCUUGUUGCGCGGGGCGUUCACCUUGCAAGGCAACUGAUUGAUAACAUACAAGACUUCACAACACGGUGGAAGGUGCUAUCUGAUUUCUGGGCGGAGAUGAUGCUGUAUGUCUCGCCAUCCGACGAUGCUCGGGAGCACCUGGAAGUUCUUGCAAUAGGAGGGGAGUUCAUCACGCACCUUUGGGCGCUGCUCACGCAUGCCGGUGUGCUGAAGCGAGGACCUACAGUGCCAAAGGAUGGUCCUGUUGCAGCAGAGAUUGACCCUGCUACUACAGAAGGGGCGGGGAUCCCCUCCUGA
Setaria italica (foxtail millet) is the source of this 2094-nucleotide messenger RNA. RefSeq lists its product as uncharacterized. The coding region runs from base 1 to 2094 and encodes 697 amino acids. The transcript has 3 exons. The record is from RefSeq and is a predicted model, not a curated record. Lineage: Eukaryota; Viridiplantae; Streptophyta; Magnoliopsida; Poales; Poaceae.